UGAGGAGGCAGCCAAGAGGGAGAGUGUGGCUCGUAUAUCUCAGAGGUUCACCUCGACGGUUUUGAGCUGCGGGUCCGUCUGAAUAUCUGCCAUAUUGUUUCACCGCAGUGUUUGUUUUGGGGUAAAACCCGCAGUUCAGUGUUCUCAUCCAUCGAUUAGACAAAAUCCGGCCAUCGAAUAAUUAGUCAAUUUUUAGUUGGAAUUUAUUAACGAGGCGUCUGUGAAUUCUUCAAGUGUGAGCCUCUCCUUUUGUCUGAAUAGCAAAAAAACCUGAUAGAGAGAGGAAGGGAACGUAGACAGCGCCUUGUGCAUUUUAGUCGUUUCGUGGUAAUCGUGAAGACGGUUUGGACAUGGCCUGCGCCACCCUCAAGAGAUCCCUCGAGUUUGAUCCUGUUCACAGCCAUGGAAGGCCCAGCAAACGAAGAAGAUGCGUUCCAAUGUGCGUAUCACCUGGCACACCGAGUCAAUCCACCACCAGACAACAGAAUCCAUCGCCAUUCGGUGAAGUCGCUGCUAAAUUGACGCCUGAAAAAAUGGCUGCCAACAUCAGGGAGGAAAUUCGCCGAAUGCACAGACGCAAGCAGCUGCACUUCAAUCCACAGGGAGGCAAUGGCAGCAGUGGUGACUCGUCUGAUAUGGAGGGACCAGCUAGUCCAGCUGGUGCUAAUGGGUACAGUCAGAGUCCCAGCGGCAAGGAGAAGCCACUUUUUACGUUCAGACAAGUUGGCCUGAUCUGCGAGCGAAUGCUGAAGGAACAGGAGACUCAAAUUAGGGAAGAGUAUGAUCAGAUAUUGAACAUGAAGCUGUCAGAGCAGUAUGAUGCUUUUGUUAAGUUUACGUACGAUCAGAUACAGAAGAGAUUCGAAUCGGCAGCUGCUCCAAGUUAUCUAUCCUAAGCUAGGGAUCCUACCUCUAAGGCCAGGUUUCUGUGAAGAAUAUUAGAUUUCUACCGCUAAGUGAGAGAAUUUUUUUGCUUCAAAUAAAGAGGUAGCCAGCGUCACCUCGCCAAUUACCCGAAAAAAAUAUCAAAUCAUAACCGUUGAUAAUCGACUCAACGUAACCCUUUUGAGAAUAAAACAAAGUACUUUUGGCAUAAAAGGAGGAAGUUUUAGUGAAAUAAGUUGCGUAGGCUUCUAGUUAAGAAAAAAAAAUCAACUGCAACCGAAACUCAAGUAAAUAAAGAAGAAUCCACAAUGUAUACUAGAGAACGAAUCACUAAAAAAAAACUAACAAAAUUUGUACUAUCCGAUGUUAGAAGUGCGCUGGCAUCAGGGAACUAUGUAAAUGUUGUCAACAAGUUCUUACACUUUCUUUAAAUUUUUUCAAGCAAUUUUUCUAAACACAACAUCUGUUAAAUUUAUCAUCUGCCAUUGAUCCUUUUUUGCACAAUGAACAAUUUUUGUAAAAUAACGUAGUCAUUUCUCAUAGAAUUAAUUCAACGCCAUAUAGAGUUUUGCUAGAAAAACAAGAAAAAUAAAAAAACAUAAUUUAAUUAAACGUGAAUAGAGUGAUGGAGUGACAAAUAGAAUAAUUGAAAUUGCUGACGUCAGUAUCUCACAAAAAUUGUAAAUUCUGAAUAUCGUUGUGUUACAGUUGGUCGAUAUAACCAUGACCCAAGACCCCAAAAAUAACACUUCUCAGAAGCAGAAAAAAAAUACCCUCACGUCAUAUUCACGACUAGCUGUACAAAGUUUGUAAAACUCUAGAUCAUCAUCGAGUUUCUCGAUUAGAUAAAUUCACUGUAAAAAAAUUUUUUGAUACCUGUGAAACAUAUAAAAAAAAAUUCGUUUUCUAUGUAAUCAUUUGUUCGCAAUGCGCACAUUUACCAUUAACUCCUCUCAUUAUUUUUAAUUAUACGUUAAUACCCUGUAAAUUUAGAAAGCAGGAAUUACUCUAAAACUCCAUUUGUCUAUUAUUUUAAUCCAGAAUUGUUGAAACGGUACUAUUACUCAACUCAUAUUUCCUCCAUUUUCGGGAUACAACAGGAGUUUCGAUAAAGUCAAGGCCUUGCAUUGGCUAGUCCCCAAUAUUGAACUUAAAAUUUACUGUGGAAUGCAGUGUCAUUUAUUGUAGCAUUGUGAACAAUAAAAAAGUGAAUGAAAAUCCCAGAGUUUAUCAGAUUUUUAUGCAUAGUUCGUUCCCUGGUAGCCAACAGCUCUGAAAAAUGGCGACUAAGUAACUCGCUGGAUUAACAAAACCAAUAUAUUAUGAAUGAAUACAUUUACUGUGCCUAUUCUAGACAUAUUUAUCAAGAUACCGCGGUUCAGAUGUAACAUUAUACCCAUAAGCCCCGAAUAGUUUGUAACCCACCAAAUGAAAACGAUUGCUUAUCAUUUAGUUAUCCUGUGUAACACGUCGUAAUAUUUAUUUUUAGUAAAAUUACAUAAAUCCCAAGAUUUGAUAUAAGUAAUUGAAAUUGUAUGAUUAUCGUAAAUCUAAUCGAAUGGCACUGUAUUGCCAAUGAGCUUAGUUUAAUACAGAUGAAAAAUUCUGAGACCCGAUUUUUUUCGUUCAAUCUUUAUUUUUUUAAUGUUAUGAUAAGGAUAUUUCUCAUUUUGUUUUUACGUUUAUUGCAUGAGUUGUCAUUUGUUAUUUCAUUUAUUAAUAUUGUAACAUACCUGUGACAGUGGGGAGAGAGCUUGGCAAAAAAGACAAUUUCGAUGGUCUGAUCUUUUGAUAAAUGUGUUAAAAGAACAUUUUUUAGAUGAAAUAUAUUUGAAAAUUUAUAUGUUAUGGACUAGUAAUGAAAUUAUUAUGACACAAUGUAAAUGUUAGGGGUCAAAAAAAUAUAAUUUCAUCGGCAAUUCACAGGGGUUGUUAAAUUCUAAAUAAUGAAAAUUGCUAAUUUUGCCUAGUCUCUCCCAUACAGAGCGAAAAAAAAAACUGUAAAGCAAGUGGUGAAGAACAAUGCGCCGAAGCAUUGAAAUUCGAUAUAUCGAAUACGUGUAAUAAGUUAUGUAUACUCGAAGCAAAUGAGGAACAAAAAAUUAUACUGGUUUAUGAUUAAGGAGAGACCGAGGAUACCACUGUGGAUAACGAAACUGAAGUCCUUGAAAGGAUCCGAGGGAUUUUUGAUCUCUUCAAGGGUGAAAAUACCUCCAUUAAAAGAAUGUACACUUAUUAAUUGAUUGAAAGAAUAAAAUAUAAAUCUUAAGACUGA
This is a messenger RNA of Diachasmimorpha longicaudata, 3160 nucleotides long. RefSeq names its product akirin (gene Akirin). Gene Ontology annotation, cellular component: nucleus; chromatin. Gene Ontology annotation, molecular function: transcription coregulator activity. Gene Ontology annotation, biological process: positive regulation of innate immune response; positive regulation of transcription by RNA polymerase II. NCBI's taxonomy places the organism in Eukaryota, Metazoa, Arthropoda, Insecta, Hymenoptera, Braconidae. Bases 351 to 896 code for a protein of 181 amino acids. The transcript has 5 exons. The record is from RefSeq and is a predicted model, not a curated record.